AUGAGCGAUUCCGCAGUAGCUGACCAGCUCCACUCCGGUUCAGCUAGCCUAGAUGCCAAAAACACGCUCAUACCCAUUCUACUUCAAUAUCUCGUAAUUUUCCUGCUCCUUGAAUAUAGUUUCCGUCGUGGUGUCCACCGCGAUUUGCGCUCGAUCUCCCGAAUUCAUUAUUUUCUCUGGGUCUCACUCGCCAUUUUCGGCGCUUUAUUCGUCCUCGACAAAGAACUUGGCCAUCCAGAUCAUGAUCCGAUUCUUGUUAUGCGGCUACUUCGCCCGAUUCUGCUGCUAACUGUAUUUUUCUUUGGCAUUGCGGCAAAUGUGUAUGUCUGGGAAAAGUGCGAAAUUCCGUGGCAGGAUAUGUUCCGAACUGGCGAGAACAAGUUUGGAUUCCGAGAACUGGCAGAAGUAGGGUCUCUUCUUUUAUGCCUCUUCUCCGCGACGAUAUUUUUCCUGCUGCGAUCAGAUCUUCCCGGCCCUUUCACGACUUUACCUGCGUAUCUCCAUCCACUGUUACUCUACGGCGGAAUUCUGAUGCUCCUUUUUUCGCCGCUGCAGCAAGUUUUUCACGAAAGCCGUUUUUGGUUUAUCGGACAAAUAUUCCGCGUCUUUACUCCUGGAUGUCGCCCUGUUGGAUUCAUGGAAUUCUGGCUUGCCGAUCAAGCCUGUUCUUUGGUGAUUUUAUUCGUCGACUGUGAAUUUUUAAUGUGCUGGUAUCUGGUUGAUGGGACUGUUUUCGAUGAGAAAAUGGGCGGGCGAGUGUCCGUAAUCAACAACACGGAAGUGACAAUCAAAGUCCAGUUUUGGCAGGUCUCGCCGCUCUAUUCGAAGACGCUCAAAAAGGGGGAAACAUGGGUCCAGGAGACUGGAGCGGUCCAUUUUACAGUCAAGGUCAUUGUUCAGGAGAGCGACGACUAUUUAUUCGGAUCUGACUGCGGAGUUCUCCGAGGAGCAGAGCGAAUAGAUCCUGCUUCCGAAUGGCCUCUGUACGAAAAGAUCUUUCACUACUCGUCGACUGGUUGGUAUUUCAAGGGCGACAACAUUCUCUCCAUUUCUGGCGGGCCAGAUUUGAAGAGCGCCCAUUUCGCCGGAAAACCUCUGUUGAUCAGAAAAAUUCCCAAGCGAUCUCAAUCCGUCAGCGACUCCUGCUCUAGCGACCUUCCUUCUCAAUUACCGACGAAUGGACAGACAGGAAAACAAAAAACGAGCAAGUCGACCAAAAAAGGCAAAGAAGUAAAAAGUUGCUCGCUCAAAGUUAAAAACGAAGACGAAGAAAACAAUCUCGUCCGGCAAACUAGCUCGACUAGCACUUCUUCAAAUUAUUCCGAACAGCCUUCGAUGGAUGCGAUUUUCGAGAAUAUGAAGAUGACGGAAGAAGUUUCGCAUAUUCGAAUUCGCAAAUCGGACUGA
Messenger RNA from Oikopleura dioica, 1407 nucleotides. The record is from the annotation of a GenBank genome assembly. Lineage: Eukaryota; Metazoa; Chordata; Appendicularia; Copelata; Oikopleuridae.